This is a messenger RNA of Phyllotreta striolata, 1588 nucleotides long. The record is from the annotation of a GenBank genome assembly. NCBI's taxonomy places the organism in Eukaryota, Metazoa, Arthropoda, Insecta, Coleoptera, Chrysomelidae.
CAAUAAUGGUGCUUUCACAGUUCCACAAAUUUGUCGUUCUGGCAUUGGUGGUAAAAGUAAGUUAUGGAACGCCACGCAUUCCGGACACAGACCCAAUUUUUCACGAUGUAUUUCCGCAAUAUUUUUCUUUCGGAGUGUCUACAGGAGCUUACCAUCAUGAGGGAGCAUGGAACGACGAUGGCAAAGGCUUGAGCAUUUGGGAUUACUGGGUACAUAACAAUCCUUACGCUGUUGUUGACGGAUCUAAUGGUGAUAUAGCCUCGGAUGCUUACCAUCAUAUAGAGGAAGACGUAAAAAUUCUAGACCAUUUAAAUGUCAGACAUUACAAAUUCUCUCUGUCCUGGUCAAGAAUACUUCCAAAUGGUACUGGAGAUAUUAACAGGGAAGGUAUCAAACACUAUCAGAAGCUAUUAAAACUACUAAACAAAAAGCACAUCGAGCCGAUCGUUUGCCUUUACAACUCCGAUCUUCCUCAAGCCCUCGAAGACCAAGGAGGCUUCCUCAACGACAAUUUCCCGUUGUGGUUCUUGGAAUACGCCAACGUAGCGUUUGACAAUUUCGGACCAAACGUAAAAUACUGGUUAACGUUUAGCAGUCCCACGGAAAUUUGCAGCUUGGGUUACGGAGAAGGAUCCAUUGCACCAGGUGUCAGCAACGGUCCCGGCGUCAACGACUACAUUUGCGGACACAAUCUACUCAAAGCUCAUGCGGAAGCUUACCACUUGUACGACGAGGUUUACAGGAGUUCCCAAGACGGUAAAAUCGCGAUAGAUAUUAACUCCGUGUGGUUCGAGCCGGCCUCAGAGAGCCAAUGUGACAUCGAUGCAGCUGAGAGAAGACAGCAAUUCCAAAUUGGUUGGUUCGCCCAUCCCAUUUACGUUGGUGAUUAUCCUCCGCUCAUGAUAGAAACCAUCGGGCAGUUAUCAGAAUCGCAAGGGUUCUACGAUUCGAGAUUGCCGAGAUUUACGAGGAAAGAAAUCCAGUGGAUCAAAGAUACGCACGAUUUCUUUGCACUUAGCUACUUCAAAACUAUGUUAGUGACGGAUAAUGAAGACCAAUAUUAUUUAUCGUCGCCUUCCUACUACAGUGAUACUAAGGCUGAUGCCGUAUUUUACUUGGGGGAUGACACCUGGGGAAUUAAAAAGGUCAUCCUGUGGGUUCAAAAGCAGUACUCAAAUCCUUCAAUAUUCAUCGUGAAUAACGGCUACGUAUCUGACGAUUGUACGACGGAGGAUUACGAUAGAAUUGAGUAUAUUAAAAAAAUACUGAUCCAUAUUAGAUCGGCUAUGGUUAAUUACGGCGCACGUGUAUACGGCUACACUCAUUAUUCCAUAUACGACGGCUUCGAAUGGACAUUGGGUUACACGGUAAAACUAGGAUUGUACGCCAUCGAUUUCAAUAGCCCGAUGAGAACUAGAACGCCAAGAAUAUCAGCUGAUUAUUACCAAAAUCUAUGCAGAUACGGAUGCAUUGAUUAUCCAUGCCCUCCUCGUUAUACUGUUUAAAAUAAUUGAAAUAAUUCAAUUAAUGUAAUUAUCUUUACCUACAGCAUGUAAUGAAACAGUUUUAAUGAAAUUAAUCAAGUACA